AUGCGAGCGGUACGGAAGGAAGAUUUCCUGGCGUUUCUGGGAAGACACUGGCCUGAAAGGCUAAGUUCCUUGCGUAGGAUUUUGCUGGUCAAGGUCGAGGCCAGUUUUAAAGCAAUAAUUCUCAUCGUUUCAUCGCUUUCCUCUAAUGGACAUUGGCUGUUUGCUGGAGUAGAAAUCCGUGGCCGUCGUGUUCUUACCUCUCCAGUGCUUUCGCCUGCUGAUCCUGCCCCAGUUCAACUUAUAGUUCAGUUUUUGGAACAGGCUUCCAAACCUUCCGUUAAUGAACAAAACCAAGUUCAGCCUCCACCUGAUAACAAGAGGAAUCGUAUUUUAAAACUACUUGCUCUUAAAGUUGCCGCACAUUUGAAGUGGGACUUGGACAUAUUAGAGAAAAGUUUGUCUGUUCCAGUGUUGAACAUGCUACUGAAUGAACUGCUGUGCGUCAGUCAAGUUCCUCCUGGGACAAAGCAUGUAGACAUGGAUCUGGCCUCUUUACCUCCGACCACUGCCAUGGCUAUCCUUCUCUAUAAUAGAUGGGCAAUUAGGACAAUUGUUCAAAGUAGUUUUCCUGUCAAACAGGCAAAACCUGGACCUCCUCAGUUAAGUGUUAUGAGUCAGAUGCAGCAGGAGAAAGAGCUAACAGAAAAUAUUUUGAAAGUGCUAAAAGAACAAGCUUCUGAUUCUAUUUUGGUACUAGAGGCAGCCCUUAAAUUGAACAAGGAUCUUUAUGUCCACACAAUGAGGACACUAGAUUUAUUGGCCAUGGAGCCAGGCAUGGUAAAUGGAGAAACUGAGAGUUCUACUGCUGGAUUGAAAAUCAAAACUGAGGAGAUGCAGUGCCAGGUGUGUUAUGAUUUGGGUGCAGCAUACUUCCAGCAAGGCUCUACCAAUUCAGCUGUCUAUGAAAAUGCCAGAGAAAAAUUUUUUAGAACCAAAGAACUAAUUGCAGAGAUAGGUUCAUUAUCUCUCCAUUGUACCAUAGAUGAGAAGCGGUUGGCUGGCUAUUGUCAAGCAUGUGAUGUUCUCGUACCUUCUUCUGAUAUUACAUCUCAACAGUUAACUCCAUAUAGUCAAGUCCAUAUUUGUUUGAGAUCUGGCAAUUAUCAGGAGGUAAUAAAGAUUUUCAUUGAGGAUAACUUAACCUUCAAUUUACCCGUCCAGUUCCGACAGUCAGUACUAAGAGAACUCUUUCAGAAAGCUCAACAAGGAAAUGAAGCUCUAGAUGAAAUCUGUUUUAAAGUCUGUGCCUGUAACACAGUCCGUGAUAUAUUGGAAGGUAGAACAAUUAGUGUUCAAUUUAACCAGCUAUUUCUUAGACCUAAUAAAGAGAAAAUAGACUUUCUUCUUGAGGUAUGUUCAAGAUCAAUAACUUUAGAAAAACCUUCAGAUUCUUUGAAAGGAAACAUGGCUUCUUUUCUAAAGAAUGUAUGUCUGGGGUUGGAAGAUCUGCAGUAUGUUUUCAUGAUUUCUUCACAUGAGCUUUUCAUUACGUUGUUGAAAGAUGAAGAACGAAAGCUACUUGUUGAUCAGAUGAGGAAGAGAUCCCCUGGAGUGAAUCUGUGCAUUAAACCUGUGACUUCCUUUUAUGACAUCCCAGCCUCAGCAAGUGUCAACAUUGGCCAAUUGGAGCAUCAGCUGAUAUUGUCAGUGGAUCCCUGGAGAAUUCGACAAAUUUUAAUUGAAUUACAUGGUAUGACGUCAGAGCGCCAAUUCUGGACGGUGUCAAAUAAGUGGGAAGUACCUUCUGUCUAUAGUGGUGUUAUCCUGGGAAUUAAAGACAAUUUAACAAGGGAUUUGGUAUACAUUCUCAUGGCCAAAGGUUUACACUGCAGUACUGUUAUGGACUUUUCCCAUGCUAAGCAGUUAUUUGCUGCCUGUUUGGAGUUGGUAACAGAGUUCUCACCAAAACUUCGUCAGGUCAUGCUGAAUGAGAUGCUGCUUUUGGAUAUUUAUACCCAUGAGGCUGGAACAGGGCAGUCAGGAGAGAGACCUCCUUCUGAUCUUAUUAGUCGGGUGCGGGGAUAUCUGGAAAUGAGGCUGCCCGACAUUCCUCUUCGUCAGGUUAUUGCUGAGGAGUGUGUGGCUUUUAUGUUAAACUGGAAGGAAAAUGAAUACCUUACACUUCAGGUUCCUGCCUUUCUGCUUCAGAAUAAUCCAUACGUGAAGCUUGGACAGCUUUUAGCGGCUACAGUCAAAGAACUCCCGGGCCCUAAAGAAAGUAGACGGACUGCCAAAGACCUUUGGGAAGUCGUCGUUCAGAUCUGUAGUGUGUCCAGUCAACACAAACGAGGAAAUGAUGGCAGAGUCAGUUUAAUAAAGCAGAGGGAAUCUACACUAGGUAUAAUGUAUCGGAGUGAACUGCUUUCUUUUAUCAGAAAAUUACGGGAACCAUUGGUUUUGACUAUUAUUUUAUCACUCUUUGUGAAACUUCACAAUGUUCGGGAAGACAUUGUGAAUGAUAUUACAGCUGAACACAUUUCUAUUUGGCCAUCCUCCAUCCCCAACCUCCAGUCAGUGGACUUUGAAGCGGUGUCAGUCACAGUGAAAGAGCUAGUUCGCUAUGCCCGCAGUAUAAACCCCAACAACCACUCCUGGUUAAUUAUUCAGGCAGACAUUUAUUUUGCAACAAAUCAGUAUUCGGCAGCUCUCCAUUAUUACCUCCAGGCCGGAGCCGUGUGUUCUGAUUUCUUUAAUAAGGCCGUACCCCCUGAUGUUUAUACGGACCAGGUAAUAAAAAGAAUGAUAAAAUGCUGUUCUUUGCUGAAUUGCCACACACAGGUGGCAAUUUUAUGUCAGUUCCUCAGAGAAAUUGACUACAAAACGGCGUUUAAAUCACUGCAGGAACAAAACAGCCAUGAUGCCAUGGACUCCUACUAUGACUACAUAUGGGAUGUUACCAUUUUGGAAUACUUGACUUAUCUGCAUCAUAAAAGAGGAGAAACAGAUAAAAGGCAAAUUGCGAUCAAAGCCAUCGGCCAGACUGAAUUGAACGCGAGCAACCCAGAAGAAGUGUUACAGCUGGCAGCGCAGAGAAGGAAGAAAAAGUUUCUACAAGCAAUGGCAAAACUUUACUUCUAAGCAGUUAAAUUUUUUUAACUUUUAUUUUUUAAACAAUAGGCAAAAUAUAAACAGUAUUAAAAGAUGAAGUUUAUAUAUAAUACA
This is a messenger RNA of Miniopterus natalensis, 3162 nucleotides long. Lineage: Eukaryota; Metazoa; Chordata; Mammalia; Chiroptera; Miniopteridae. The record is from RefSeq and is a predicted model, not a curated record.